Humulus lupulus (European hop) is the source of this 2483-nucleotide messenger RNA. Its product is annotated as AT-rich interactive domain-containing protein 2. NCBI's taxonomy places the organism in Eukaryota, Viridiplantae, Streptophyta, Magnoliopsida, Rosales, Cannabaceae. The record is from RefSeq and is a predicted model, not a curated record. Gene Ontology annotation, molecular function: DNA binding. The transcript has 2 exons. The coding region runs from base 285 to 2198 and encodes 637 amino acids.
CAAGGUUAAGUGCCUAAAAAGCUCUACCCAAACAUACUGUUAUGUAGGUUUUGGGGCAUUGUCCCAUUUCUGAGCUCUGUCUCGUUGUCGUUUUCAAUUCAAACCCAGAAAUGGAAUGAACUGAGAAACCGUCACAAUCUCCGGCGACGGCGAAAGGGUCACCUCUCCCUCCGUUCUUCAGAUCAUAUCUACCUCAUUCUGUUAAUAUCUGUUUCGCUCGUUUUCUGUUUUUUGAACCGUCGAUCUCUCAAGGUAGAACUUGCCUGCCUUUUUCGACAUCGUUCAUGGCAGGAUGGUCGAUGUUAGCAAAUGGGUCUGCUUUAGAUUCCGUGGAAAAUAUCGGAGCUCAUCAGGGUAACGAUUUUCUUUGCGGGGAAGAAGGUGGUGGCUCCACCGUCGCCGCCGCCGUUGUUGGGAAUGGCUCUGAUGAUGGUGGUGAUGGUGUUGGUCAUGAGGUUAGACGCUUGUUUGAUAAGGUAUUAGCGGUUUUUCUUAAGGCAAUUAGUAAAAAAGGUGUCUUUAGGCCUGUUCCGGCUGUGGUUGAUUACAGUAAAGCGCCUGUGGAUUUACUCAAACUGUUUUGGCUUGUUAGAGACAAAGGGGGUUUUGACUCUGUCUCGGAGAAACGUUUGUGGGCUAUGGUUGCCAAGGAAUUGGGUUUGGGUGUCGGUGCUACUGCUGCUGUAAAAUUGGUUUAUUUCAAGUAUUUGAGUGAGUUAGAAAAAUGGCUUGGAGACAAGAGGUUUAAGGAUCAGACCUCGGAAAAUGGGAACUUUCGGUUGUUGUCUUUGGAGUUAGAGUCAGAGUUUAGAGAUUUGUUCUCAGACAGGUUUGACUGGGAGGGUAGUAAAGAUGGUAGACUAGAUAAAUUGAAAUUUGACUCCCAAAAUGGCGGUGACUGCAACGAGAGAAAGUUGUGUUUGUCAGAUACCAUACAAUGUAAAAGAGAUCACGACGAAAAAGUUGUUAUUGAAGAUGAAAAAGUUGUUAAUGAAGAUCAUAAAGAUGAUGAUCUAGAUCAUAAAGAUCAUAAAGAUGAUGAUCUAGAUCAUAAAGAUGAUGAUGAUCUUAUUUUGAACUUCAUUGUUAAUAUGAAAGAAAAGGCCUCCAAUAAGAGAAAGAGAGAAUCUUUGUCAGGACUGCUGAAUUGGCUGACUGAGAUGGCAAAGCACUCGGGUGAUCCUUCUAUCGGAAUUAUAGCAGGGCCAUCUAAGUUAAUGGAGCAUGGGGAGAAAGAGUUAUGGGUCCAGGCAAUGAGGGCAAGAGAAGUUUUGUUACAAAGAAGGCACCUUGAUUCCAACAAUGAAGAAUCUCUAUUGCAGAAGAAACUAAAGAUGCACCCCUCAAUGUAUGAGGAUAACAAAGCAGUCAAUCGCCCUUCUUCGGACAGGUCAAGAUGCAGCACAAGGGCUUCAAGUGUAGUGAAAUCUCGUAGUUGCCCUUGUUGCAGGCCAUGUUCAUCCAGUCCAACUAAAUUGAUAAGUCCUCAUAAAGUGGAGUUGGAAAGUGAACCUAAGGAGGAAGCAUCUGUAGUUGAUGAUUUACCAGUUUUGGUUAAAGAAGUUUACCCUUCAGAGGAUGAAUCCAUACAGAAACAAGUUUCUGUUGGACCCCUCUUUCAAGCUAAUAUUCCCGAAUGGACUGGUGUGGUUAUUGAGAGUGAUUCCAAAUGGUUAGGAACAAGGGUCUGGCCAUUGGAAUCUGGAGAAGUCUCCAUGGAAACUACUGAUACUAUUGGGAAGGGAAGACCAGAACUCUGUAACUGUCGUCUUCCAGGAUCUGUUGAAUGUGUAAGAUUUCACAUUGCGGAGGCAAGGAUGAAGCUUAAACGCGAGCUUGGUUUGGUGUUUUAUCGUUGGAAAUUUGAUCGUAUGGGUGAGGAAAUUUCUCUUCAGUGGACAACUGAAGAGGAAAAGAAAUUCAAGGAUAUAGUAAGGUCAGGUAUGCACUUUUGGGAGAAGAAAACCAGGUGGUUAAUCAGGAAGACAAGAGAACAGCGGGUGAGCUACUACUUCAACGUGUUCCUUGUCCAGAAGAGAAGUUAUCAGAAUCGUGUAACUCCAAUAAAGAUCGAUAGUGAUGAUGACGAAACUGAAUUUGGAACGAUAGGCGAUUGCUUUGGUAACAAUGCAGUUAAUGUUUCAGGGUCCAAGUUACUGCCAUGUAUCCUGAAUAGGCAAUGUACUGAUUUGGAUUAGAUAAAAUGCAGUGAGGAACAACUUUCUUUGUCAACUUCUUAUUAUGUUGAUGCAAAUUUUGAGGCUGUGUCCCUAGGUGUUUGAUGCAGGCCUGGUUUAUUUUCUUGUAGACCCCAGAUUAUAGAAUAUGUAGAAUGUGUUAUGGAGAAUUCACAUGAUGGGCGCUCAUCAAAAUUUGUUUGGCAUAAAAAUCUUAUUUUUAGAAAGCCAUACAAAUUGCUUAGAUUGAGCUGCACAAGUAAAUACACUGUCUGAUACCAAUUUUCAUUAUUACUUUGGACAUGA